This is a messenger RNA of Lycium barbarum (goji berry), 1265 nucleotides long. Its product is annotated as pre-mRNA-splicing factor cwf23. The transcript has 5 exons. Bases 139 to 969 code for a protein of 276 amino acids. Lineage: Eukaryota; Viridiplantae; Streptophyta; Magnoliopsida; Solanales; Solanaceae. The record is from RefSeq and is a predicted model, not a curated record.
AUUUUUAUUUUUUUUUAAAAAAAAUUAGAUUCACAAAAGAUUCAUUUCUUCAUCAAUCUUCUUCCAAUUUCUACUCCAUUAAUUAAUGUCAUAAAAUUGGAAAAGCGGUGUGAAAUUUGCCCAAAAAAAUUGAGAAUUAUGAGCAAUUUGAGAUCAAUUUGUAGACCUCAAAGUGUAUACUAUUUUUCAAUCAGUUGUUGUUGCAGAGACAUAUUAUUGGGUAAAUCAUCAGUUAGGGUUUCAACCCGUAACCUUAAUUCAAACCCUAAACCUUGGGUGGUGCAAUCAUGGUCGAGAAGAAAUGACACGUGGGAUUAUCGAUUGAAUAAUAAUAAUAAGCAAAGGAAAAUGAUGACUACUUGUGCUUAUAAUUGGAACGAUUCCAAGUCUCCUUAUGAAACUUUAGAACUUGAAAGGGAUGCAGAUGAAGAACAAAUAAAGGUGGCAUAUAGACGUCUUGCAAAGUUUUACCAUCCAGAUGUUUAUAAUGGCAGAGGGACUCUUGAGGAAGGAGAAACUGCUGAAGCUCGAUUCAUUAAGAUUCAAGCUGCUUACGAACUGCUUAUAGAUGAAGAAGAACGGAGAAAAUAUGAUAGUGACAAUCGAGUGAACCCCAUGAAGGCAUCUGAAGCAUGGGUGGAGUGGCUUAUAAAAAAGCGAAAAGCAUUUGACCAGCGGGGUGAUAUGGCCAUUGCUGCAUGGGCUGAACAGCAGCGGCUAGAAUUAAAUCUGAAGGCCCGCCGUCUUGCUCGUUCAAAGAUGGAUCCCGAAGAAGAAAGGAGAAUUAUUGCUAAAGAGAGAAAGGCUUCUGUCGAGAAUUUUAAUAAUACGUUGAAGCGGCAUACACUUGUCUUAAGGAAAAGAGAUAUAAUGCGGAGAAAAGCAGAAGAGGAAAAGAAAAAGGUCAUUAGCAGGCUUCUUGCUGCUGAAGGUCUGGAGCUUGCAGAGGAUAAUGAUGAAAACCGAUAGGAAAUUCAACGCAUGUUGGUUCUCCUCGAUUUACCUGAUGAAGAAUGCAGUAUUUUGGAAAGUUGUUUUGGCAUUGAAGCAAUGUAUUGUGCAAUAGAGGAGGAAGAAAAAGUUGUAUAUAUGAUAUCUCCCAUCUGUCGCUUUACAAAUGAAAAUAUAGUAUCUUUGUAAGUUAUUUAGCUGAACAUCAAUCAUAGGUUGACUUUUUACUAUACUGAACCUGGCAAGUUUGAAACAUUUAGUUUUCUAUUUGUCAUGGUCGACUCCUUAUCUAUAUUUAUAUUGAUGCUUGCAUA